CAAAAAAGGAAAUGCUCUCCAGGAGUGGGGAGGUUAAGAAGCCCUUAGCUGAGGGCUAGGGGGCAGGUGACAUCCUCAGGUGACCAUGGAUGUGCCCCUCACUGGGAGCGAUAGGAACCAGCACCGCUGAACCUGGAGCAUCUUCAGAGCACUUCCUGUACUGGUUCAUCUGGGGGGCCUCACACAGGACCAGGAAGCAGAGGACAGGAAGGAGAACUAGGCACAUGUGCAUUGUACGUUCUAGAAGGAGGCGUCCCUUCUCCUCUCUUGGGCUUGGUGUGGGUGCAGGUGACAUCUGAGCUGAAGAAAUGACCCCGAGAGUGUUGGGAGUGUGGCUGCCUUCAACUCUGCUCCUCCUGCAGGUCCCAGGCUGUGUCCCUAUGAAUGGCCCCAGCACCGUGACAGGCGCUGUGGGGGAAUCCCUGAGUGUGCAGUGUCAGUAUGAGGAGAAAUACAAGAGCAACGACAAAUACUGGUGCAGACACUCGCUGCUGCUAUUGUGUAAACAAAUUGUCAAGACCAGACCUGGAAAAGAAGCUAGGAAUGGCCGAGUGUCCAUCAGGGAUCAUCCAGCCACCCUCACCUUCACAGUGACCAUGGAGAACCUCACCUGGGAGGAUGCAGGCACCUACAAGUGUGGAGUGGAUGUACCGCUUAUCAAUGGCUCCUCAUGGAAGAUUGAUUCCUCCUUGGGGAUUCAUGACUUCUUCAAGGUUGAGGUGUUCGUAGUACCAGGCUCUGCCCCUGAGGACAGAACAAACACCCUGGGGUCUCCCACAUCCUCACCAGUGCACACUCAGCCCAGCGUGACCACAGAGGACACAACUCCUGGUCCCAGUCUACAACCUCGGUCCCUGCUGAGCAGCAUCCACUUCCUGCUCCUGGUCUUUCUGGAGCUGCCCCUGCUCCUGAGCAUGCUCAGUGCGGUCCUCUGGGUGCACAGGCCUCAGAGGUGCUCUGGGGAGAAGCAGCAUCGCCCCAAUUAUGAGAAUCAGUGACAUCUGUUGACAACGAAGCCCUGUCCAUGUCACUGCACACAGCUCCUCUGGUGGCAGAGGACAAUCUGUGCUUCUGAGAAUACUCUGAGAUGUCUUAGAAGAUUCUUUGUGUUGUGUCAAACACAUACAAAAAUGUG
This is a messenger RNA of Alexandromys fortis (reed vole), 1135 nucleotides long. RefSeq names its product CD300c molecule (gene Cd300c). NCBI's taxonomy places the organism in Eukaryota, Metazoa, Chordata, Mammalia, Rodentia, Cricetidae. Gene Ontology annotation, cellular component: plasma membrane. Gene Ontology annotation, molecular function: transmembrane signaling receptor activity. The transcript is spliced from 4 exons. The coding region runs from base 309 to 998 and encodes 229 amino acids. The record is from RefSeq and is a predicted model, not a curated record.